This is a messenger RNA of Tarenaya hassleriana, 2054 nucleotides long. RefSeq names its product tRNA-specific adenosine deaminase 1. Lineage: Eukaryota; Viridiplantae; Streptophyta; Magnoliopsida; Brassicales; Cleomaceae. Gene Ontology annotation, biological process: adenosine to inosine editing; RNA processing. Gene Ontology annotation, cellular component: cytoplasm; nucleolus. The record is from RefSeq and is a predicted model, not a curated record. The coding region runs from base 71 to 1366 and encodes 431 amino acids. The transcript is spliced from 12 exons. Gene Ontology annotation, molecular function: double-stranded RNA adenosine deaminase activity; tRNA-specific adenosine deaminase activity; double-stranded RNA binding.
UCCCUUUUACUGUCGCGCUCAUAGACUCAUAGUAACCCUGCUCCCCACGGGAACCGGUUUUUUCGCGAUAAUGGAAGCUCCUCGCUAUGGCGGAUUCUGCAGAGAAUGGGGAGACAGAGUUGCAGAGAAGGUUGUCUCGGCCUAUCAUUCUCUCCCCAAGAAGGGUAAACCUCAGGGACGUGAAGUCACCGUCUUGUCCGCCUUCCUUCUCUCUUCUCCUUCCCAAGAACUGGACGUCGUCGCGUUGGGGACAGGGACGAAAUGCGUUAGCAGGUCGCUCUUGAGUUCCCGUGGGGACAUUGUGAACGAUUCUCAUGCCGAAGUUACUGCCAGAAGAGCUUUGAUGAGAUUCUUCUACACGGAGAUUGAGCGAAUGAAUGAGAUGUUAGAUACGAUCAGACGUUGUAACGAAGCAAAGCGUGCGAGAAAUGACAAUGGCCACAGUUCGAUUUUAGAGUUGGAACUAGAUUGUCCUGGACAAAGGAAAUACAAGCUGAAAGCUGGGUGCCACUUGCAUAUGUACAUAUCGCAAUUGCCAUGUGGUUAUGCUUCUACGAGCUCGCCACUGUAUGACAUGAAAAAGAGUCCAUCAACAACAGAAGUUGAUGCCCCAGUGCAAGAGAAAGAACUGGAUAGGUCCUUUCUGAAGCUUUCAGAUAUUCCAGGGCUAAAAAUCAAUAAUGGAGACAAUGACUCUCCAGCGAUGGAUAAGGUUCAGAGGAAGCCUGGUCGUGGUGAAACGACACUUUCGGUUAGCUGCUCGGACAAGAUAGCUCGUUGGAAUGUCGUCGGAGUUCAAGGGGCAUUGCUUUCUCACAUCCUUCAGCCUGUGUAUAUUUCUACCAUCACUGUUGGACAAUCUCUGCAUUGUCCUGAUAAUUUUCCUCUGGCAUAUCACCUGAGAAGGUCUUUGUAUGAUAGGAUCUUACCAUUAUCAACUGAGCUACGGAGUUCCUUUCGUUUGAACGAGCCUCUAUUUUUUGGAGCCCCAGUACCACCAUUAGAAUUUCAGCAUUCAGAAUCUGCUCAGACUACCCUAACAUGCGGGUAUUCCUUAUGUUGGAAUCGCUAUGGGUUGCAUGAAGUUAUCCUCGGAACAACUGGUAGAAAACAAGGGACCUCAGCCAAAGGAGCGCUCUACCCAUCUACUCAAUCGUCUUUGUGCAAGCAGCGAUUACUGCAGAUGUUCUUGAAAAUAACUCAAAGACAUGAAAGCGGAUCUUCAGAGAAAAAUUCCUCUUACCGAGAAUUGAAGGAUGAGCCAGACAGUUGCGGUCUCUAUCAUUCUGAGGUGAAUUUAUAUUUUGGGGUCCUGUUCUAUGCAGGACAAAGCUAUGGAAUAUACGCUGAUGUCAAAAACCUUUAAAGGAAGGUCCCCUUUCAAUACUUGGCUAACAAAACCAUUGAACUAUGAAGAAUUCUCAAUUAAAUAGUCAUGAGGUGACCUAAGGCCAAAAGGGCCAUAUUGUAGAGAUAAGGUGAUGGAAAAGGAAAAAAGGAAGGCAAGAAGAAGAAUUGUAGCUUGUGUUGUUACUUGCUAACUUACCAGGCAAUGAAGAAGAUCUUACUCUUCUGGCAAUUGUCUUUGGUGGUAAAAUCGAAAUCAUAGACAGCGUAACGACAUUCGUUCUCAGGCAUAGAGCUGGUGAAAUCGUCGGUUUUUGAGCCGGUCCGGUAGCCCAUAUACGUACGGAGCGUGAUUGAGCUUCCAUUGUAUUUGUGAUUAUGAUUACAUAUGAUCUAUAUCAUAGUUUUUGAACAGUACACACACAUAUAUUUGUAUAGGAGAACAUAUCAUACGUGAAUGUAUGUGGAUGUGGGUAUAAGUAGGAUGACAUGGUGGGCUAAAUGAAGUAUAUUAUGAAAAUGCAAGGCCCAAUGUUUUUGUCAGAUGAAGAGGGCCAUGGGCCCAAGUUUUGUAGGAUUGUGAGAUAAUCCUUUCGUAACCUUUGAAAAUAUCUCACAAGUGGCCACCCUGUAUACCUUAUCUUCUUCUUUGUUUGAUACAUUUGUAUGUGUUUAUUAUAAUAUAUUUGCCAUGACUUCUUAUUUAA